Molecule: messenger RNA, 3081 nt
Organism: Owenia fusiformis
Lineage: Eukaryota; Metazoa; Annelida; Polychaeta; Sabellida; Oweniidae
Source: the annotation of a GenBank genome assembly
ACAUUGUUGACCCAGUGUUCUCUGAGAGCACAUUAGACCAAUGUUUGUUCUGGGUUAUUUUGAAUACUGAAAAUAGAUUCUAUUUGCGCUCGCACAAAUGCAAACACGAGUAUAUUUGAAGAAUAAGCGGUGAUAAACUAGCACGAGCGAGAAGUGAAAUAAUACGUGGAUAUAUACGAAGGAAAAAAGAAUACUAGUUCAAGAUGGCGACAGGACAUAGAACGACCCUCGUACCGUUUUUAAGAUGUAACUUACGAAAACAGUUUACAAAAUGGCGAUGGUUAAUAGCAGUGUUUUAUGGAACAAUGUUGAUUAUCAUGGUCAGCAUGAAGAGAUCGUUGCUUCCAAAUGCCCAACAAGGAAAGCCUGACUUGUUUAUGCCUAUGGGUGCUCCGGGUAAUGUACGCGAGCAAGGAAACCGAAUACUAAGUGAGGAUGACAUUGUCUUGGAAAGAUACAAUGAUUAUAUUCGAACGCAUAACAUAACGGUAACCAUGUUUACCACGUUUGCAGAUCGAGAAGAAACAAGAUACGUUAUUCAGAACAACACUAUUCUAAACUGGCUUCAUCUUCAGAACGUCAAUUUCAAGCUUGUUCUUUUUGGGAGCAGACGAGAAAUAGCGGAUUACCAUCUACAGCACGUUGAUAGCUUUAAAAAACGACUCCAUAGACGAGAGGCCGACUCCGGUGAACCCAAUGCAAAGACUCAGAAAAAGUUCGACCCGUUAUCGGCUAAUAAUGUCCUGAUGGGUUUUCACCAAAGGGUACAAAAGAAUAUUCGUCCAAAUCUUUUUGGGCCACAGGACACGUUAAAUUUUGUAGACCCAAGAAUUGAGGAGAAAAUUAAGAUCACUUCGUUCCCUACCUCAAAUGAUCUAUACACGUCUAAGAGUUAUUCAAAGAACGAUCCUUACUAUCAAACUUGGGAUUUUAUCCCAUUGGAAAAGCACCUAACUGCUCUUGGGAGGCCGAUAUUGAAGAAAAUGUACUUGGAGGUACAAAAACGAUAUGAGUCAGACCUCUACAUGUACGUCAACGGGGACAUCCUAUUUCACGCCGAGUCUUUACUUGAAACACUUUAUGGAAUAAAACGGUUCGUGGAUGAUCCGCAAUCUAAAACGGAAAAGUGGCUAAUAUUUGGAGGGCGUAGAGAAGUUGACUUUCAUAAUGCAACUACGGGUUUGAACCACGCGCUACAGUUUGGCGAUGAUGCUGAGAUCCAAAAAUUCUCGAUUAACUCAAGGGUUCGGAAUUACAACGCCCUCGAUUUCUUUAUCUGCAGUAAAAGUAGCUUUCCUUGGGUGGUCGUCCCCGACUUUGUUGUUAGUCUCCCCUUAUUCGAUCACUGGUUAGUUUUAUACAGUAACAAAGUAGGCAUUGAAACAUUUGAUAUUUCAAGAACAGCCCUCGUAGUACAUCAAAGAGGUGUUCAAAAACUCAAAGAUUCGAAAUAUGAAAAAGCUGAUGGUUUCAAUAAGUUUUUAUUCGACAGCGCCGUCGGCAUUCGAUGUGUAUUUGAUACGAACCAGGCAAGACUCCAGUGCAUGAAGCAGAGGACCCGGAGAAGGAGAGUGGGAGGUGAAGAUGCGAUUAUUAUACUUCAGAACAGUCUAUUUUAUAAAAUGGACAAUGUCGGCUGCGUUUACCCAUAUCCCCUUAUGGCACCUGUCCUUGGGCCUAUUGGCGAACAGGACACCUGGAACUUUACAUUGACUUAAAGGCACCUCGCUGUCUAACUUUUCCUCUCCUUUCAUGAGUACACUCAGGCCCGUAGCCAGGGAGGUUCGAUGGGUUCGAGAGAUCCCCUCCCCCACCCCCUGGCCAAAACUUAAUUCAAAAUCAUGCAGUUUUUCACCAUUCUGAGCACUUUUUAAAGUGAUUUGGGGUCAGUUUUGGUCCAAAAUUGUCAAAAGCAACCCCCACUGGAAUUUUCAAAAACUGACCCCUCCCCUCUUUGGCAAAUCCUGGCUACGGGCCCGACAAUGGACAUAUGAUAUAAAGGUUUGGCAUCCCCCGAACAAAUGGUGCCAGUAGGUAAUUACCAGGUGGUUAAUUCGGGUCAAAUAACAUGGCAGAUAUAGAAAAAAGUUCUUCUAAACUUCAAUUAGAUAUAUUGAAUCAGUCUUCAUAUAUCUCUUUAAAUAUGUUAUAGAACAUAUGUCAAAUAUUAUUUUAUCUGUCCAAUGCGAGAAGGAAGUCACUUUCUAGGUGAAAUCCUACAUGCACAUUUUAAAUUUGAUAUCACGUUGGCAAGAUUUUGAAUAUUCUAGGAUGAAGAAAAGAUUCUUAUCUUCAUCCUAGGAAUAUUCAAUGAUGAAAAUUAAGAUUAUUUCUACUUAGAUGUAGUUAAGCUGAAACAUAGGCAAUGAAAUAUAGAGAAUCAUAUCCAUAGCUAAUCGCUGUAAUGUAAUGUGAAAAGUCACUACACCUUGGUGGGAUUCGAACCCACAACCGCCCGCGCCCGAUUGUAUGCCGGAUGUCUAUUUGUAAAGCAUAGACGUCAAGUGUCACUCGGGGGUCCAGGUUCUUGAAGCAAGACUAAAUGUCACCUUGUUACUUGAUUACAUUUUGAGAACAUCUGACUAGAAUAAUCACUUCACUAAAUCACUUUGGUCAAAUUUACAAGAAAUUACAAUAGAGGUACAUUUCAUCGCAAAGGCCAAACUGUAUACCUGGAACGUUCCAAUUCCAAACUUGCAAUUUUAUUGAACUAAACGUUCGUGGUUUCUUAGCACAGCCACGAGAAUUGAAUAAAUUGUUUUCAUCUGAAAUCAAUGCUAUCAAUGUGUAUCAACACUUAAAAUAUGAAUUCUGUUUACUUUUAACUGAGAAGUAUAAAUACAUGAAUAAGUACUGUAAUAAUGUACACUACACGUCGGGCUAUGAAACAAUAAGAUACCUGUACUUUCUAAAUAGCUGAAAAUGAAUGAAAUGAAUCCGUGUAAAACUUGAUUGAUAUAUCAUGUGAUGACCCUUUUAACAUACAGGUACUUAUUGCGAUUUAUCAUCAAAAUUUGGGUUGUUCGAAAAAAUAACAUGGCUGAAACUCCUUAAAUUACAAUAGGCAACGGGGUUAUUGCA